AUGUCUCGUAAGAGGUGUAAUAACCAGAUGAGAAUCCAAGUCCCAUUGAUGUUAUCGCUGUUGUCGCUGUCAAGCCUUGUGACGAGGUCGACAAUGGCUGAAGAGAUGGUGACCCCCAAAACGAUGCAUUUCGACACCAGCGGGCUGAGCCGACCGGACUUCCUGAAGGGCUUCGUUUGGGGGACUGCGACCUCGGCUUAUCAAGUCGAAGGCAUGGCCAACAAAGAUGGACGUGGGCCUAGCAUCUGGGACGUCUUCGUCAAAAUUCCACGCGGAGAUUUGAAGGCUUUUAUGAUAAGGAAGGCAAAGAUGAUAUGGGAACUAAUCAUGUUGAUAAUGAUGGGUGGUCGUGGCGCGCCGAUGGGCCAACAGCCACCACCAGUGACAGAGGCAACUCUGCAUCGAGUGGCCGCUUCUCUCCAAAUGUACGUGGAUGAGCUCCCUCAGAUGCCCAAGCUCUUCGGGUACGCCCUCAACACUGGUUCGCCUGAACCCGCUAAUCUCACUAUCGGCAUGUACAAGACCAAAUGGAAAUUUCACCGCGAUUUACCUGCAACAACUGUAUUUGCCUACGGAACGUCGGCUCAAACCGCCACAGUGCCCGGCCCCACCAUCGAAGCGAUCCGAGGCGUAUCGACCUGUGUGACAUGGGAAAAUCACCUGCCCCGGUCACACGUACUGCCAUGGGACUCCACUAUUCCCACCGCAAACCCCAAGCACGGAGGUGUCCCCACGGUCGUGCAUCUCCACGGCGGGGUCCAUCCCCCCGAAUCGGACGGCAGUGCUCUCGCAUGGUUCACCUCCGAUUUCAAGGAGACUGGUUCCGCGUGGUCACGGUACACGUACACAUACCCAAACGUACAACAAUCCGGGAACUUAUGGUACCACGAUCACGCCCUCGGUCUAACAAGGGUCAACCUCUUGGCCGGCCUAAUAGCCGCUUAUGUGCUUCGAGACCCGGCCUUCGAUGUGAAGAUGAACCUACCUGUUGGCCCGGAGUUCGAUCGCCACUUGAUGAUCUUUGAUCGAAGCUUCUACAAGGACGGAUCCUUGUACUUGAACUACACCGGAAACAACCCAACUAUUCAUCCUCGGUGGCGACCGGAGUACUUUGGAGAGGCCAUCUUAGUCAAUGGCAAGGUGUGGCCUUAUCUCCAAGUCCAACGUAGAAAGUACCGAUUCCGCAUAAUCAACGUCUCUAACGCUCGGUACUACAGUCUUGCAUUGACCAACGGCCUAUCGUUCACGGUGGUGGGAUCAGACUCAUCGUACUUAGCCUCACCCGUCACCACCCAACGGAUUCUCCUAUUGCCUGCCGAGACCUUCGAUGUGGUCGUCGACUUCUGCACCGCCACUGCGACUGAAUCCAUAUUGACCAACAACGCCCCUUACCCGUAUCCGACCGGGACUCAGCCUGAUCAACUAAUGGGCCAGGUCAUGAAGUUCAUCAUCAAGCCUGGAGCCCCCAGCCCACCAGAUACUUCCCGUGUCCCGGCAAGUUUGGCUCCAAGCCAGGCAGCGACGAUUGUCGGAGCCUCCCUCAUGCGGUACAUUACUUUGUACGAGUACCUGAGCUCGGCCAACUUGCCCACCCAUCUAUACAUAAACGGCAAGAGCUUCCACGACCCAGUCACGGAGACUCCAAAAUCGGGAUCCACCGAGGUGUGGGAGGUAAUCAACUUGACCGGAGACAACCACCCGCUUCAUGUUCACCUAGCGACUUUUCAGGCGAUCAAAGUGCAACGGUUGGUAGAUGAGCGAGGAUUCUUGAACUGCAUGACCAGCAAGAACGACGCAAACGACGCAGUGGCAUGCAACGUAACGGGCCAUGCAACUGGGCCCACUCUCGACAUUCCGGCUCGUGAGAGGGCGUGGAAGAACGUCGUCAAGAUCGAGCCCGGUUACAAAACGACAGUCGUCGUGCACUUCAAUCUGGUUGAAGAAAACAAUGCUCCGUACCCCUUUGAUGCCACUUCAGCUCCAGGGUAUGUUUACCAUUGCCACAUACUGGAUCAUGAAGAUAAUGAGAUGAUACGGCCCUUGAAGCUGGUAAAAUGAGAAGAUAUAGCUCUUUUGUGUGAGGUUUGAGAUGGCGUUUUCAAGUGUGAAUUAACGUUGAUGUAACAUACUCACGUCCUUGAUUUGUGUUUGUUUGUUUUCUUUCUGUUCCGGUUCAAGUGUGAAUUAAUGUUCAUGUGAA
Molecule: messenger RNA, 2200 nt
Organism: Syzygium oleosum
Lineage: Eukaryota; Viridiplantae; Streptophyta; Magnoliopsida; Myrtales; Myrtaceae
Product: multicopper oxidase LPR1 homolog 1-like
Exons: 6
Coding region: 1-2058 (685 amino acids)
Biological process (GO): carbohydrate metabolic process
Molecular function (GO): copper ion binding; oxidoreductase activity; hydrolase activity, hydrolyzing O-glycosyl compounds
Source: RefSeq, a predicted model, not a curated record